Bufo bufo (common toad) is the source of this 3848-nucleotide messenger RNA. Its product is annotated as probable cation-transporting ATPase 13A4. The transcript is spliced from 30 exons. NCBI's taxonomy places the organism in Eukaryota, Metazoa, Chordata, Amphibia, Anura, Bufonidae. Gene Ontology annotation, cellular component: late endosome membrane. Gene Ontology annotation, biological process: polyamine transmembrane transport; intracellular calcium ion homeostasis. The record is from RefSeq and is a predicted model, not a curated record. The coding region runs from base 86 to 3679 and encodes 1197 amino acids. Gene Ontology annotation, molecular function: ATP hydrolysis activity; ATP binding; P-type transmembrane transporter activity.
GAGUACAUCCACACUGAAUGCUGAAAGAAAACUGUGAACCUACUGUACAGCUCAUGUUAUGUAAGUUAUCCAGGAGACACAAGAAAUGGAUACCAAGAAGACUGGCACCCAUGCACUGCUGAACCCUGGGGAAGAGAAUGAAAUGGAGCUGUUUGGAUACAGGACCCAGGGGUGGAAACAAGUACUGUGCAUUGUUGGAUAUAUCUUUUCUUUAGGGAUUCUCCUUCUCCUAUUCUAUUGGAAACCAGAAUGGGAUGUGUGGUGUCAAUGCGCUCCAUGUACACUUGAGAAAGCUAAUAUUAUAUUACUGAGAACCACGGAUGAUUUUAAAAAAUACACCAAGAAGAAAAUAUUUUGGGUUGAGCCUUUCAAAGCCACAGAUAAAAGAUUACAUGAUAUAACCUUUGAUGAUAAAUCUCUAAUCAGCAGAGCUUUCAUCAUGCCGGAUUACAAGGUGCGAUGUCUAAGAGUACAGAAUAUUAGAUAUAUUUGGAACACAUUGGAAGGAAAUUUUCAAAAAAUUGGGGCUCUAGAAGAUGAGUACUCGUGUUCAGACAUACACACAAAGUUUGGUUCUGGUUUCAGUCAAGGAGAGCAAGAAAUUCGAAAACAAGUAUGUGGACUGAACACAAUGGAUGUAGAAAUUACUCCUAUCUGGAAGCUGCUUUUCAAAGAGGUUUUGAAUCCAUUUUACAUUUUUCAAGCCUUUUCUUUGAGUCUUUGGUUUGCUACUGGCUACACUGAGUAUGCUGCAGUUCUUGUUGCCAUAACCUUGUUUUCCAUUGCUGCCACAAUAUAUAAUAUGAGGAUGCAAUCUGUUAAAUUGCACAAGAUGGUUGCAUCUAAUAACAGCAUGAAGGUCACUAUCCUUACCAAAAAUGGAGAUAUACAAGAAUUAGAAUCUCAAUAUUUGGUUCCUGGAGAUGUCAUGGUUUUAUCAAGGAACAGAUUCCAUUUACCUUGUGAUUCCAUAUUACUUACAGGAGGCUGCGUUGUUAAUGAAGGAAUGUUAACAGGGGAAAGUGUUCCAGUGACAAAGACAGCUUUGCCAAAUACUGACAAUUCCAUUCCUUGGAAGAUGCACAGUGGUGAGGAUUACAAGAGACAUGUGCUGUUCUGCGGCACAGAGGUCAUCCAGACUCAAUCUUUUAAUAAAGGUUUGGUGAAAGUGGUUGUAUUAAGAACAGGAUUCAAUACAGCAAAAGGUGACCUUGUGAGGUCUAUCCUCUACCCUAAACCAGUUAACUUUAAACUGCACAGAGAUGCAAUCAGAUUUCUAAUGGGGCUUGUGGUUGUUACAGUGAUCGGAGUUAUUUACACGCCUAUUGUCUAUACAAGAAAUGAGGCUCCCAUAAAAGACACUGUCCUUUGGACAUUGCUUUUCAUCACCGUCAGCAUUCCAGCUGCACUACCAGCGGGAAUCACUCUCUGUAUAUUAUAUGCCCAAACAAGGCUUCAGAGGAACGGCAUAUUCUGUCUGAGUGCACAGCGGAUUAAUAUGUGUGGACAACUCAAUAUUAUCUGUUUUGAUAAGACAGGUACCUUAACUGAAGAUGGAAUGGAAUUAUGGGGUAUUGUUCCUUCAGUUGAGAGGAGUUUCCAAGAAGGAUAUUACUUUUCUCCUGGAAGUAGCCUGCCUUGGAGUCCGCUGCUAGGAGGAAUGGUCAGUUGUCAUUCACUGAUUGUCCUGGAUGGCAAAAUACAGGGAGACCCACUGGACCUGAAAAUGUUCCAGGGUACAGGAUGGGUUCUACAAGAUACUGAUGUCAACAAUGAAGAUGAGGAAUCACAGUCAUAUACAACUGUUAAACCAGGACCAGAUUCUGAAGAGAUUCCAGUGGAAGGUGUAGCGAUCCUGCAUCAGUUUCCUUUCUCAUCCAGUCUACAGCGUAUGUCAGUCAUUGUUGAGGUCAUUGGAGGCAAUGAAUUUCUCGUUUUUAUGAAAGGAGCUCCAGAAAUGGUAGAACAAUUUUGUGCACCAGAAACAGUGCCAUUAAAUUUCUCCAAAGAACUCGAGCAUUAUACUCUACAAGGUUUCCGAAUGAUUGCUCUAGCAUAUAAGAAAUUAGCUACAAAUAAUGUACAGAUUAUAGAAAGCUUGGAGAGGGAACAUGUAGAAUCAGAUUUAAUAUUUCUUGGAUUUCUCAUAAUGGAAAAUAAACUUAAACCUGAGACAAAACCUGUGCUGGAGGAACUUAUAGAAGCAAAGAUAAGAACCGUCAUGAUAACUGGUGACAAUCUUUUGACUGCUUGCACUGUUGGGAAAGCUUCUGGGAUGAUUCCUCUAGGCAGCAACUUGAUUGUCAUAGAAGCCAAUGCUCCAGAUGAAAGUUCUCCUGCGUCAAUUACUUGGGGAAGUAGUAAAGAAAUUCAAGAAAAUGGCCACCUAUCAAAAGACUUGAGCAUCAACAUCUGUGACCCAGAUAACAAAGCAAAAAAAAAAUAUUUUGCUAUGACUGGAAAAUCAUAUCAAGUUAUUGUAAAUCAUUUCUAUGAGUUACUUCCCAAAAUCCUUCUCAAUGGAACCAUUUUUGCUAGAAUGAGUCCAGGACAAAAAUCCAGUCUUAUUGAGGAAUUUCAGAAAAUAGAUUAUUAUGCUGGAAUGUGUGGGGACGGAGCAAAUGACUGUGGGGCCUUAAAAGUAGCUCAUGCUGGAAUUUCUUUGUCGGAACUGGAGGCCUCUGUAGCCUCACCGUUUACAUCGAAAACCCCCAAUAUUCAAUGUGUGCCAAAACUUAUCAAAGAAGGAAGAAACUGUCUUGUCACUUCAUUCUUCAUGUUCAAGUAUAUAGCUAUGUAUGCUAUUAUUGAACUGAUAUGUGUGAUGCUUCUGAUGUGGAAAAAUAAGCUCCUUGGAACUCGGCAUUAUCUGAUGCAGGAUGUGGCUAUAACUAUCGCUGUCAUAUUAACGAUCAGUUUGACCGGCCCAGCCCUGAAACUGGCUCCCUAUCGGCCUCCCGGACAGCUCAUUUCUCCCCCUCUGUUAUUGUCAAUGGUUUUGCACACCAUCUUUACUUUGAUUGUACAAACAAUUGCAUUCGUGGUGGUCCAGAAGCAGCCAUGGUUCCAUGACUUUGAUGUCUUUAGUGGAUGCCUUCCAUUGAAUCACAGUGCACAGAACAUUACAAUAGAUGAGAAUCUAUUGAUUAGUCGAAAUUUUCUAACAACGACCAUGUGGUUCGUAAGUGGGAUGAAUCUCAUUAUUGUAGAAUUUGUCUUUUGUAAGGGAAGACCUUUCAGGAAGCCGAUCUACACUAACUAUGUGUUUACCUUUAUACUGAUUGCACAACUGGCUGCCUAUUUAUUUGUCUAUUUUGCGAAUAUUGAAUCAGUGUAUCGUAUAAUGGAGCUUGUCUGCACACCAUACUACUGGAGGUGGAAUACCAUAAUCAUGGUGGCUGUUCUCUUUGUUGUUUCAUAUCUAGUUGAGGAUGGAUUUAUUGAAAACCGAAGAAUGUGGAUAAUCAUCAAAUCCUGUUUUAAGUACAAGUCAAGCAGUCAGUAUAGAGUAUUAGAAAGAGAGCUGUGUAAUGACCCAACAUGGCCUCCUCAGAACCAAAUAAUCUACUCUAAUCAAGCAGAACUUGACAAUCAUGUACAGGAUUAUAUUUAUGAUAACCCAACCUUUAAUGCUGAAGCAGAAAAAACUGUUCACAGUGGAAAUGAGACCCAAACAUAGUUAAUGCCUAUAGUACUUACACAGGAAAAAGGCAAUGCCAAAAUUUCAUUUGCGUUUGGAGCUUUUUACUUAUACGAAAUCUUGGCUUAAAGCAACUAAGUUUGCAAAUUGUAUUUAUAAUAAAGGCACUUUCUAAAGUUCUAUAACAGUAGAAAAUUAGGUAGCAAAG